AUGGCGUCGUCCGACCUCGAGGCUGCCACUGCGCUUAAGGUGCAGGGCAAUAAAGCGUUCGGUCAACAUGAGUGGCCUACUGCCGUGGAUUUCUACACCCAGGCCAUAGCGAAAUAUGAUCGCGAGCCGUCGUUCUUCAGCAAUCGCGCUCAGGCGCAUAUUAAACUCGAAGCUUAUGGCUUCGCGAUUGCCGACGCCACCAAGGCCCUUGAGCUCGACCCCGCCUACACCAAGGCCUACUGGAGGCGAGCCCUAGCCAACACCGCCAUCCUCAACUACAAAGAUGCCCUUAGAGACUUCAAAGUCGUUGCAAAGAGAGAGCCCAAUAACCGCGAUGCGAAGGUAAAACUGGCAGACUGCGAGAAGCUUGUGCGCCGGAUGGAAUUUGAGAAGGCCAUUGAAGUGGGUGACCCGCCGUCAGCCUUCGAGGACUUAGAUAUCGACGCCAUAGCAGUUGACGACAGCUAUGAUGGUGUGCGAUUGGAGAAGGAAAUGACGCAAGAGUUCAUCGAUGAUAUGAUCGAGCGGUUCAAGAACGGCAAGAAAAUUCAUCGCAAGUAUGCCUUCCAGAUCGUCAAGGCUGUCAAGGACAUCGUGUAUGCGGAACCAACCAUGGUCGAGAUUGGUGUGGACCAGGGUACUAAGUUGACAGUCUGCGGUGACACGCAUGGACAAUUCUUCGAUCUGCUGGAGAUCUUCCGGUUGAACGGAUACCCGAGCGAAAAGCACGCAUACCUUUUCAACGGCGACUUCGUGGAUCGCGGCUCUUGGUCUACUGAGAUUGCCUUGCUUCUCUAUGCAUACAAGUGGCUGCGACCGAAUGGCAUCUUCCUCAACCGUGGAAACCACGAGACGGACGAUAUGAACAAGGUUUAUGGAUUCGAGGGCGAGUGCAAGGCGAAGUACAACGAGAGGAUGUUCAAGGUGUUCUCGGAGUCCUUCUCUGCUCUGCCCUUGGCUACAUUAAUCGGCAACAAGUAUCUUGUUCUCCACGGUGGUCUCUUCUCUGACGACAACACAUCCCUGGAUGACAUCCGGAAACUGGACCGCCACAACCAGCGCCAGCCCGGGCAGCAAGGUCUGAUGAUGGAGAUGCUCUGGACUGAUCCCCAGACGGAGCCCGGUCGCGGACCCAGCAAGCGAGGAGUUGGUCUCCAGUUUGGUCCGGAUGUUACCAAGAGAUUCUGCGAGAAGAAUGGACUGGAAGCCAUCAUUCGCUCUCACGAAGUCCGUAUGGAGGGUUACGAAGUCGAGCAUGAUGGAAGGUGCAUCACCGUCUUCUCUGCUCCCAAGUACUGCGACACCACCGAGAACAAGGGAGCCUUCAUCAACGUUGGGCCAGAGCUUAAGCUGGACUUCCAAGUUUUUGAAGCUGUGCCUCACCCUGAUAUCAAGCCUAUGGCUUAUGCACAAAACUCGAUCAUGUCCAUGAUGUGA
Aspergillus oryzae RIB40 is the source of this 1437-nucleotide messenger RNA. It is a transcript of the gene ppt1, whose product is annotated as protein serine/threonine phosphatase PPT1. The transcript has 5 exons. Lineage: Eukaryota; Fungi; Ascomycota; Eurotiomycetes; Eurotiales; Aspergillaceae. The record is from RefSeq and is a predicted model, not a curated record. Bases 1 to 1437 code for a protein of 478 amino acids. Gene Ontology annotation, cellular component: nucleus; cytosol. Gene Ontology annotation, molecular function: protein serine/threonine phosphatase activity; protein binding.